Molecule: messenger RNA, 1819 nt
Organism: Pantherophis guttatus
Lineage: Eukaryota; Metazoa; Chordata; Lepidosauria; Squamata; Colubridae
Gene: BCL2L10
Product: BCL2 like 10
Biological process (GO): extrinsic apoptotic signaling pathway in absence of ligand; regulation of apoptotic process; release of cytochrome c from mitochondria
Cellular component (GO): mitochondrial outer membrane
Molecular function (GO): BH domain binding
Source: RefSeq, a predicted model, not a curated record
CGAGAGGCGGCUCGGCACUGCAGCUCCGGGCCGGGAAGGCGGAGCCGCCGAAGCCGGGCGACACGUGGGCAAACGGGGGGCGGAGGCGGCUUCUUAGGCAGCGGUGGGCAGCCGGUGCUGGGCCUUGUCGGUCUCCGCCGCCGCCGGGACGAGGCGACCAUGCCGGGCGCGCUGCGGGAAGAGACGGCGCAGCUGCUGGGCGACUACGUGCAGCACCGGGUGGGGGGCGCGGCGCUGCCUCCUCCGAGCCGCACAGCCGAGACGCUCCGGCGGGUGGCCGACGAGCUGGAGAGCCGCGAGCGCCUUUUCUUCCGCAACGCCUGCAGCGCCGCCGCUUUACCCGACCCGGACGAUGCGGCGGCUUUGCUGGGCCGGGUAGCCACGCAGAUGGAAGCCGAAGGCGGGCUGAACUGGGGCCGGGUGGUGGCGCUGGUCGUGUUCGCCGGCAACCUGGCGGCGGCGCUGGCCGAACGGGGGGCUCCGGAUCACAGCGGCGCCCUGGUCGAGGCGCUGGCCGCCUACCUGGCCGAGGAGAGGCGCGACUGGCUGGAGGAGCACGGCGGCUGGGAUGGCUUCUACCACUUCUUCAAUAAGCACGGCUCGGAUGCAGCUGACCAGAACAGCACCAUCAGCAAUGCAAUUAUGGCGGCGGCAGGAUUCGGCCUAGCAGGAUUGGCUUUUCUCUUGGUGGUGCGAUAAGACAACACACAAACAACACACAAACGCACACACACACACACAUCCGCGGAUUUAGACUGCAGGGAGACGGGAUGGGUGGGCACGCUCUUUUCUUGAAACUGCUAACGUCCCAGCGAAACGUCCAUUCUAUAUUUCUACGACGGUCGAAGAUAGAAGCCUAUAUAUAUAUAUAUAUAUAUAUAUAAAUAUAUAUUUUUAACUAGAGUUGGGGCAAAAAAAUUAGUUGAGCACAUCACCUCCUUCCCCCCCUCCCCAGCACGACCAAUGCCUCUUUGCGCUCAUCCUAAGAACUGGGCACCUUCUGGAUCUUGGCGUUAGGGCUGCUGACACCACGUCACCAGUUGUUCCGGGACUUGUGAGCGUGCUGGAUGUUAUUGCUACUUGUUCAUGGUGGGCUUGUGAUGGAAUCAAGUGGAAGACGUGUUUGCCUUUCUUCUUUGUGUGCGUGUGUAUGGUGCGGUGGGGAGGGGAGGGGGGGGCAGGUGGGAUCGUUGCCUUGUGAAAUGUGAGCCAGUAUUAAUAAGAAUGAGGGGUUUAUUCUUCUUGGGGUGCAAUGCAAACCAUACCAAGCCACUCAAUAACAUAAAACUUGCAAGUUCCAUGUUGCACAGAGCAUUAUAGCUUACGUGUUUUUGUUAUAAUGACAUAACUCUUAAGUUACACUACAAGUAUAUGUCAAGAAUGUUGAUACCAAAACAGUCGAAGCUGCAGAACCAGUUCUUAACUGAAGUUGUUUAACUAUUAAAAGAAGAAGAAGAAGAAAAAUCCUUUUUAAAAUUGGUAUAUUUGGAAGUCCAUUGAAGGCUGGGAUUUCUGUGGAUUUCCUGUCAAAUCCAGAAACUCCAUAUAACUUAAUAUAUUUUUGAAGUAUUUAUCAUUGUAUAAUACUGGUAGCUGGUUAACAUCUAUUUUUGUUAAAUUCCAUUUUUUUAAAAGAAAAGCUCUCCAGUUGCUUUCUUCGCUGUUAUCUGUCUUAUAACUUGUUUAACAGUUCUAGUUUUGGUAAUUGAUAUACUGUGUAUUGUACAAAAUAGUCUUUGAGAAGUGUUCGGUGUCCUUUCCUUUAGCUUGUACAGUUUUAAUAUGUGAAUAAACAAGUAAAUAUUUUUAUUUUAAACAA